CUUUUUUAAAUUGAAGGCUGACCUGAGGUUUAUUUUUCAGCUUCAUUAAGGACCAAACUUUGGAGUUUGAUUUGUUACAUUGUGAGACUGUGGUAAGAACAAAAUUUUAGACUAACGAAUGUAAGUAGAGUGUAAAGUAUUGGCCAACAUCUCAUAAAGAUCCAAAUGGAACUGAACCAUUCCCUAUAUUGAGACUAAAAUUAAUUUAAAAAAUGUAUACACUUUGCGCGUAGGUGACACAUGGGUAGGUUUCACUUUAAUACCUCCGACGUGGAGUUGUCCUCAAUUACUGGGGUAAAGUGUACUUUGUCUUCCUGAAGAUAAACUGCAACUUCUGUUGUCGUUAAACACUGAUAAGUAUUUCCAGACCAAAAGGUUAGCAUCAUUGACUUUGACUUGACUCUUCAGGUCAGUCCAUCUGCCUCACUGGGCUCCGGUCUGUGGAUAUCACACUGAUAAAUAAUUAAUCUUAAUAUCUGACAGAAUCUAACUCCUCCCAGAUCUGAAUAAAGUCUUUAAUACGUAGUGAGAGAAGACGCUGAUCAGCAGAGAAAUAGUUCUUUUGACUUUGACACACAACAUGAAGACUCUUCAGGAGAAGAUCGCUGUUCUCUCAGUUUUACUCGCUUUACUGUGUACUGUUCAGGUUAGUUCGAUGCCUGUGCCUGAAGACUGGAACGGUUUGAUCCAUAGAACCAAACGUUCACUGUUGUGGCGCUGGAACAGCAUGAAGCCCAUUGGUUCCAGCUGUAGAGAACACUCAGAGUGUGGCACCCAGUACUGCAGGAAAAAUACAUGUUCUUUCUGGCUUUACACCUAAACAAGAAACACAAACUCAACUCCCACUCUAAGGAAACCUGUUUGCACAACCUGCUUCCGUCAUUAUGAAAUGGACCUAAGAUACCUGUUAGAAAAUAAAAUCUGGCAAUAUAUAAGAGAUGAUAUUCUGGCUUGAUUUCUAAAGACAUGUUGCACAAUUUACAAGUUUCCUACAAGACCCUGCAGCAAAACAAGGUUGUAAAAGAAAGAAUAUAAAGUGUUGCUGUCAAUUUAGUUCUUGUUCUUUACUAUUUCCAAAAACACACUAUUUCUAUGUAUUUGAACUUGUUUCUUUAAUGGGAAAAUAUAUUCUUACCCCCAGUUUACUUUUCAUGUUAUUGUCAUGUAUUUAUUUAUACAUUAUUGUA
Molecule: messenger RNA, 1187 nt
Organism: Cynoglossus semilaevis (tongue sole)
Lineage: Eukaryota; Metazoa; Chordata; Actinopteri; Pleuronectiformes; Cynoglossidae
Product: liver-expressed antimicrobial peptide 2
Exons: 3
Coding region: 581-820 (79 amino acids)
Biological process (GO): defense response to bacterium; antimicrobial humoral immune response mediated by antimicrobial peptide
Source: RefSeq, a predicted model, not a curated record